Molecule: messenger RNA, 687 nt
Organism: Hansenula anomala
Lineage: Eukaryota; Fungi; Ascomycota; Saccharomycetes; Phaffomycetales; Wickerhamomycetaceae
Exons: 1
Coding region: 1-687 (228 amino acids)
Source: RefSeq, a predicted model, not a curated record
AUGUCAAAAUACGGGUUUGUCAAGAUUGAAAGAGAUUUCAUUCAAUCCAUUCCAGAUGCCAAUGAACCGAUAGUUCAUCAUGAUACUUCAUUGCCUCAAACUGAAUUAGCUCGGAAAGUGUUGCAAUUCGCUAAAUCACAAUUAUCAACUCCAACAUUGAAUCAUUCAUUAAGAGUUUACUUGUAUUCGAAAGCGAUCAUCAAAGACCAAUUCCCUGAUUGGGACCUUGAUGAAGAAGUUAUAUUCGUUACAGCACUAUUACAUGAUCUAGGCACUACAGAUGAAAAUCUGAAAGCCACCAAGAUGUCAUUUGAAUAUUUUGGAGCAAUUAAAGCUAGAGAAUUGGUUUUAAAAGAGACAAAUGGGGAUCAAGAUUAUGCAGAUGCGGUUUGUGAAGCUAUUAUAAGACAUCAAGAUUUGAAUGAUAAAGGUUACAUAACACAAUUGGGUUUGAUUAUUCAAAUUUCUACUGUUUUGGACAAUGCAGGUUUUGAUUCGGUAUCUAGUUUGAUCCAUAGUGAUACAUUAAAAGUUGUUAAUCAACGGUAUAAUAGAGACAAUUGGCUCAAUUGCUUUGCUGGAGUUGUGCAGAAGGAGAAUGUCUUGAAGCCAUGGGGCCAUACUUCCUCAUUGGGAGUGGAAGAGUUCCCAGCCAAUGUGUUGAAGAAUCCAUUGCACUAUACGUAA